Messenger RNA from Plectropomus leopardus (leopard coralgrouper), 1400 nucleotides. The record is from RefSeq and is a predicted model, not a curated record. Lineage: Eukaryota; Metazoa; Chordata; Actinopteri; Perciformes; Serranidae.
AUUGGAACCCUGGGAAUAGUGUCGGGUUUCAGCGUUGGCUUCAUGUCACACUCAUAGGCUCUGCUGGCUGCAACGCACGCUGAGCUGAUAAGCAUGUUACCAGCGUCUCUGGCAUAUCAACAGGAAAUAUCUGGACUGUGACUGACCAUGAGAAAGCGGGUUACAUUUGUAGAGCAGCUGAAAAAAGAAAAGCUGUUGCAAAAUGGAAGUGGUCACAUCCUGAUGAGGUCUGCAGGACCAAACCUGAAAUGCACAGAUGGCUUUGAAUGUGCAUCUAGUCAGCAAAUGAGGGAGAUGCAUAGAGGAAAGACUGUAAAUGUGUCUGCAGGCGUCCAGCACAUGAAGACAAUACACAUUCCCCAAUCUCUGAUGUCCGCCCCCUUCUUACAGCAUCCAGCCCUUACAGCUGGACAGAGACGCUACCUUUGCAGUAUAGCAAACGUUUACAGCACAGAGCACAUGAGGCAGCAGAUGAAGCAGCACUACCUCAAUGUGCUGCACACAUGCGUUCAAUCUGGUGCGUAUCUUAAUGUCCCUCAAACAUAUUUUACCACUACCAUCCAUCUUAUGCUGUGUUUUUUAUUUCCUACAGGUCAGAAUCCCACCUGCAGAAGGAGGUACGGGAUUCAUCAGCAUAGAGAAAAGAGUACGUUCACAAAGAACGCAGAGAGGGAUGUGGGAAGAGCAAAUCCUCAAGGGCAGAGGAAAAGCAGCAGCACGGCUAAUUCUGAUGUCAUACUCCCAAAAAUAGUCAACAGAUGACAGAUUUUUUGGCAACUGGUUACCUUCUGAUUUUUGCAUCAACCUGUUACUGCACUAAUUUUCAAAUAUGAUUAUAAAUGUUCUCAACCUAGCAUUGUGUGCAGUCAUAGCUUUACACAGACCUGAUGUUACACAUAUUGCACCACUGCAUUUAGAGGUAUAGUGAACAUCAUAUUUUGUAUGUUCUUUUAGUUAAAUGUCUAGUUGUAGUAGCUGUCAUGAUGUGUACUUGUACUUUAAUCAUGCUAUUAUCCAAAAACACAGCAAUAAUAAGUAUUCUACUGGAUAUUCUGUUGUCCCUGAAUUAUAGCUGUUUGUGGCAGACUGUAUAAAAUGGCCUCUCUAACAAUUUAUCUUUUAUUUGGGCUGUAUUAAAUAUUACCACUUCUUACAGAACUUGAGACUUGUAUAUUUUUAAUUUGAGAAAUAUUGUUUCCACAAUUUAGCGGAGCUAGUUGGAAACUAAGAUCAAUAUGUUAAUAAUUUGCUUUAACUUAUACCUGACACUUUGACAUUACAAUAAUAAUUGUUAUGACUAACAUCUACCCUGGCCUUGUGGAUAACUGGUGCAUUAACAGCAAUGAUCAUUUAUGUAUAUUUCCUCUGUUUAAUCCACUAAUAAAUAAACCAAAUAGUGA